Condylostylus longicornis is the source of this 2928-nucleotide messenger RNA. RefSeq names its product protein Shroom-like. Gene Ontology annotation, molecular function: actin filament binding. The record is from RefSeq and is a predicted model, not a curated record. The coding region runs from base 16 to 2409 and encodes 797 amino acids. The transcript is spliced from 4 exons. Gene Ontology annotation, biological process: actin filament organization. Gene Ontology annotation, cellular component: cortical actin cytoskeleton; apical plasma membrane; adherens junction. NCBI's taxonomy places the organism in Eukaryota, Metazoa, Arthropoda, Insecta, Diptera, Dolichopodidae.
AAUUAUAGAAAAAAAAUGUGUUUUAAAUUAAGAGUGAAUUCGAAGGCAUCUUAUUUACCUCGUCAAACUCGAGAUAAAUUUAAUAAUGCUGAUCCAGAUCAUGGCAGCUAUAAAUUAACAUUAACUUCAAAUGAGGACAGUAUUAUUAGCCAACAUUCAACAAUUACACCAAUAAAGCAUAUAUCGUAUCAAGAAGAAAUUUUACCACCAAAACCUAAAUGUAAUAAUAAUAAUUUACCCGAUGUUUUGCUAGUUGGUGUUAAACUUCAGCAAUCCUCACCUACAUCAAAUACACCAUCACCAAAAUAUGGUAUCAAUAACAACAAUAAUAUCGGUAAUUUGCCAAAUACUAAUAAUUCACCAACGACACCUACACCAACUACACCAAAUGGACAAACGGUACUCUAUCCACACGGAUAUCCAUGCAAUAUGAAAGUAAUUAUGUCACAAACAAAUUCACCUUCACAAAUUAAUCAUCAAUCUCAGCAACAACUACAGCGUUUAAAUAGAUCUCCAGCUACAACACCAAGCACUCCACCACCGCCAUAUUCUUCCAUGACAAGCCUCAAUCAGAGAUCAAAUCAAAAUAGUUGUUAUAAUAGUCCAACACAAUUAAAUGAUCAAUCAAGUCCCAAAUAUAUGUCACAAUCAACGAUCGACUUAAAAAGAACGCAAUUUCUUGAUUCUAAAGAAAGCGUUAAUAAGUUUAAUGAUGGAAUUUUAUCUCCAGCUCAAUCAGAAAAUAAUAUAUCACAUCAACUGGUUUCAACACCAACAAAUCUUAAUGAAUCCAGUCAAUUGAAUUCUUUUACGUCAAUUAAACAACGAGAUUUUCAACGUACCGAUAUUAUACGAAAAUUAAGUUUAGAAGAACAUCAUGAUCCUGGUGAAGGUAGAAUUGUAAGAGCUGAAUUAGUAAAUACAACUUUAUCAAUAUCACCGCCAAUAUCAAAGUCAGAAGAAAAAAUUUCAAUAAAACGAGAAUCACUACGUGAAAAUAUUGAAAAAAUAACUCAGUUACAAUCAAAAUUAAUGUCAGCUCAUACAAUGGAUAAUAUUUGUGGGGAUCGUAAAAUUUUAGGAUAUACAACUAAAAACUUAAAACUAGAAGCAACACAAAGUUCUCUUAAUCAAGAUAAUUCUAAAAUAUUAAAACAAAUAGAAUGUAAACAAUCGUGUUUGCCUGAAAGCCCCAUUAAAAUAACAAGUCCAGUUCAAUUUACAUGCUCCUCGCCUAAUAUCAGUAUGAAUAAAAAUCUUAAUACAUCUUCAGAUUGUAAACAAAAAGCUUUACCAAAAAUGGAAAAUUCUUCAACAGAAGUCUCAACAACAACAGAAAAUCAAUUAAUACAACGAACUGAAAUCAUAUUGAGAGUUAAUCCUCCUACAACUGAAACAGCUUCCCAAACAGAUGAAACACUACAAACUUCAUCUACAGAUAAUCAAUUGGCAUUAGGAAACGAAUCAAAUUCAAAUAAUUUUACAUAUCAAAAAUCAAUAGAUCGUAUAUCAACACCCAGCCCAACAUUAAUGCCUCGUCGAAAAUUAUCAGAAGAAAUUGAUUGUGAUAUACUAUCCCAAAAAUUGGCUAGUCUCUUGCCAUCAUCAGAGGAUAAAUUAAGUCAAAUAUUAACUCCAAGUACUUACAAAUCAACAGCAGACUAUGUAAUAAAUUUAUAUAAUCCAAAUGUUGCUCCUAGACCAGCUAAACGAGAUGCAGCAACAUCAACACCAAGUGAAAAAUUCUUUGAUAUUGAUAAAUUAGAUAAUAUAAAAGAUAAAUCAUUUUCAAUUGAUUGUAACGGUCAAGAUUACUCUAAAUUAAAUGGUACCGUUAACGGUGAAACAAGUUUAUGUGACUUAACGAAAAAGAAAGAGGAAUUAAUAAAUCGUUUAACGAAGAAAUUAGAUGUCCUUACUAAAGAGCAAUAUUCCAUUAAGGAGGAAACUCAAAGUAAUGAUCAAUUGGGUAGCAAUAUAGCAACAAAGAUUGCCGAUAAAGUUCGACCAAUUGAUGUAACCAAAUUCAAAGCAUAUAUUGAUGAUGUCGGUCAUAUCACAAUGUUAUUAUUAUCACUAUCAGGACGAUUAGCCAAAAUUGAGAACACAUUGCAUGGCAUUAAUGAGAAUUCAACAGAAAAGAAAACUCUUGAGUCAAAACGUGAUCGCUUAACAGAACAACUUGAAGAAGCCAAAAAACUAAAAGAAGAUAUCGAUCGACGAGGUUCAAUUGUUUAUAAAAUAAUCGAAAGAAAUUUAACAAAUGAUGAUUGUGCCGAUUAUGAAUAUUUUAUUAAUAUGAAAGCUAAAUUAAUAAUCGAUUUAAGAGAAAUCGAUGAUAAAAUGAAAUUAGGUGAAGAACAAUUGAAGGCAUUAAAAGAAACUUUACAAAUUCAAAGUGAAUGCUGAAACUAGUUAUAUAAUUCUUUUUUUUUUUUUUUAAAAAAACACUUAUAAUAAAUUAUAAUAAGAAUCUUUUAUUGCAAAAAAAAAAAUUAUGAAAUUCUUUUAGAAUCGAGAUUAUUUUAAAUAAAAUUUAAAAAGAAACAAAAAAAAAAAAGAUUUUAGAAGUUUUGAACUUUUUACUUUAAAAACCUUAUUACUUUAUAUGUAUAUCGAAAAUAAAAAGAUAAAAAAAAAAUUAAUUUAUAGAUUUUUCUAAUUUUUUUUUUAAUUUUAAUUUUUUAAGUUUAUUUCGAAAUAAGCUGUGUGUAUUCGAUUUUUUUUUAAAUAAGUUACGUAAAAAAAAAUUAAAAUUAAAUAUUGCCUGUGAAAUUAUAAUAAUAAUUUUUUUUAAAUAUGCUAUAUAAAAUACAUUUAUAAUAUAAUAUAUAUAUAUAUACAUACAUUUAAUUUUUUCAAUUAUUUAAAUUAAAAGAAAAAAUUACAUUAUAAAAAAUAAAAUAGUUUUCUGCUAUAAAACUCUUA